AUGAAAGCAUACUGGUUUGACAACCGCGAAGGCGACCAACGCGAAGAACAUGACUCCGGCACGCCCCUCCCUCCUUCCUACCUCUCCAACCUAGGCGUGCUGUACCACCACUGCCCCACCGUUUCCCAAGUCGACGAAAUCGCCAAAGAGCGCAGCUAUAAGAAUCGCGAUGAGAUCACAGUCUCCAAAGCCAGCAUGGGCGACGUUUAUGAGGAAAAAGUGCGCAUGUUCUUCAACGAGCACUUGCACGAGGACGAGGAGAUCCGCUAUAUUUUGGAUGGCGAGGGUUUCUUCGAUGUGAGGAGUUACGUUGAUGGGGAUCGGUGGGUGGAUGGAUGGAUGGAGCUGAUGAAUACCCAGUAUAUCAAAGCCAUGCGCCUUUUCAAGGAUGAGCCGAAGUGGACGCCUUUGAAUCGAGCGCCUGAAUUGGAGGAAAAUCCGCAUCGGAAGACCUACCUUCAGGACCGCAGCGCCGAAGCUGGCAUGAUGACAUGA
Molecule: messenger RNA, 495 nt
Organism: Bacidia gigantensis
Lineage: Eukaryota; Fungi; Ascomycota; Lecanoromycetes; Lecanorales; Ramalinaceae
Gene: ADI1
Product: 1,2-dihydroxy-3-keto-5-methylthiopentene dioxygenase
Exons: 3
Coding region: 1-495 (164 amino acids)
Biological process (GO): L-methionine metabolic process
Molecular function (GO): acireductone dioxygenase [iron(II)-requiring] activity
Source: RefSeq, a predicted model, not a curated record